CGAGGGAGGCCCAUCUGACCCACCCCAGCUUCUCCCCUUUUCCCGCCGGGGGUCUUCCAUCUCCAGCGGCUCCGCUGACGUUUCAGCAGCACCUGCGGGGCGGACCAUCUCUGCUCCCGACGCACUUUCCCGUGGUCUCACCUCCCGCCCAGGCGGACACCCCCCACAGGACCACUGCCCGAGCCUCAAACCCCAGGAGCCUCACGGGCUCCUCGGAGCGCCGGCCCUAGCCACCGCGGCGGGGCGUCCGGGAGGCCGACCUCGUUCCGAUCGGGCCCCGCUGGGCCACCGCCUUAGACGGAGGAACCGGCCAGCUCCCUGGAACCCACAGGCCUGAGGACACUGUACAUGAAUUGGAGACCAGACUGGAAGCACUUCUGAAUUAAGACCCGACUCGUGGAGGCGACCGGAGCACCUGAGGCCGGAAGAUGAGUGAGCUGGACCAGCUACGGCAGGAGGCCGAGCAGCUGAAAAACCAAAUCAGGGAUGCCCGGAAAGCCUGCGCGGAUGCCACGCUCUCCCAGAUCACAAACAACAUCGACCCCGUGGGGAGGAUCCAGAUGCGAACCCGGAGGACCCUGCGGGGGCACUUGGCCAAAAUCUAUGCCAUGCACUGGGGCACGGAUUCCAGGCUCCUCGUGAGCGCCUCCCAGGACGGGAAGCUCAUCAUCUGGGACAGCUACACCACCAACAAGGUCCACGCCAUCCCCCUGCGCUCCUCGUGGGUCAUGACCUGUGCGUACGCCCCCUCUGGGAACUACGUGGCCUGCGGCGGCCUGGACAACAUCUGCUCCAUCUACAACCUGAAAACCCGCGAGGGGAACGUGCGCGUGAGCCGCGAGCUGGCCGGACACACAGGUUACUUGUCCUGCUGCCGCUUCCUGGAUGACAAUCAGAUAGUUACCAGCUCUGGAGACACCACCUGUGCCCUGUGGGACAUCGAGACGGGCCAGCAGACCACCACCUUCACGGGGCACACCGGGGACGUGAUGAGCCUGUCUCUCGCUCCGGACGCCAGACUGUUUGUCUCUGGCGCGUGUGACGCGUCGGCCAAGCUGUGGGACGUGCGGGAAGGGAUGUGCCGGCAGACGUUCACCGGCCACGAGUCCGACAUCAACGCCAUCUGCUUCUUCCCCAACGGCAACGCGUUCGCCACCGGCUCCGACGAUGCCACCUGCCGGCUGUUCGACCUGCGUGCGGACCAGGAGCUCAUGACCUACUCCCACGACAACAUCAUCUGCGGCAUCACCUCCGUCUCCUUCUCCAAGAGCGGGCGCCUCCUCCUGGCCGGCUACGAUGACUUCAACUGCAACGUCUGGGACGCGCUCAAGGCCGACAGGGCAGGUGUCUUGGCCGGGCAUGACAACCGCGUCAGCUGCCUGGGGGUGACUGAUGACGGGAUGGCUGUGGCGACGGGGUCCUGGGACAGCUUCCUCAAGAUCUGGAACUAACCCACAGCGGCAGGUGCACGCGGCGGCCGGAGGCCGUCCCGCCCCCGAGGCGUUUCUGUGAUAGCAUUUCCAACCCCUACUAACGUGGGCGCCCUCCCCCUCCGAACUUCAAAAGGGCAAGACCUCUCCUCACUCACUGCUGAAACCAAGAGCACAAUCCCACGCAGAGAAGAGUGUGUGUCUGCUCGACCAGCCUGCACCCCUCCCGGGACCACUGUCUUCGUCUGCCUUUGUCUGAGAGGACCUGACGGGAAACACCCGAUGAAGAUGUCCGCCGAAAGCCGAGCCGAGUGUGCUUGCGAGACCGGCGCCCUGGCGUCGCGUGGGGGUCCCGAUAGGGGUCCCGCUUCGUGACCUUCCUGCAGAACAAGUCGAGGACGCCACCUUGUAAUCGGCUCUAAAUUUCAGGUCGUGUUCGUGACGGAUUUGGACACCACACUUCCUUUUUAAAAUACCUUUGUGUCCCUAGUUAACCAGAGAGAGAGGGUCUCGUACGGUCUCUCCGACAUCGUUAGCGGUGUACAUUCAGCCCCUGGUUGUUUAUUUUUGUCUGGUGUCCUGUGAGUGUCGCGCACAGACUCGGCACGGAGAGCAGCGCGGGCCGGGCACAGGCUGCUGCGGGUCUCGGGCUCACGGGGACCGGCAGCGUGUCCCCGGGCCCCUCUCCUCCUGCCCCGCCCUCCCUGCCUGCUCAGUGGGGUUUCUCCUCUCACUUGGGUCUCCUUGUGAAGUUGGGGGGGUCUGUGACAGCAGCCCAGCACCAGCCCACGCCCACCCCGCCGCCAGGGCCUCUCGUCAGGAGCGGCCUGUCCUGUGCUUGGGUAGUGAGUCCGUUACUUGUGUAUGAAACAAUGUACAAAUCAAUGUUUUGAAAAUAAUGAUCUCAAACUUUCUAAGUUAAAUUUUAAAAAAUUUGAUCGUUUGCCAUAUGGGGUGGGUUAACUCUUAGACUCGCAUGCUGUAGAAAUGCUCAAGUGUGCAUAGAGGACUCAGUCCUUAGAUGUUUUCUUUCCAGAAAUAAUCUCUUUCAAGUUGUAACCAUUACGGCUCUAUCGCUGCUACUCUGCACGCACUGGAAGCAGUACAGUACACAGCUCGACACGCUUGAGUAGCAGGAUAAAUCACUGUUUUCUUUAUUUCUUUAUAAAAAACAAGUCCUGUCCCAAAUGAUCGCCGUUGGACUCUGGGGGGGCAGGGGCGGGGCCCGGAGACGCUGGCCCUCCUCCAUCCACUCUGCACGGCCCGUCUCCCAAGAAACCAGCCCCCUGCACCCGAGGCGCCACUUUUCUAGUCCGCAGACCUCCCCGGUCUCCUCUGAGCCUUGUCCGCAGCAGCGAGUGGACGGGCCGCCGGCCGCCCCCGAGCACACCCAGGGCGGCACGGAGCCUCCUGGGCAGGCUGCCCGGCCCGGCCUGGCGGGACUCGGCGGGAGCCUCUCCGUCCACGUCCACACCCUGUAGAGCUGUCUGCACCGCCCUCCCCUUUUGUAUUUAAUUUUCAGUCUCUGUACUGCAAGGGAGCUGGAACAAGGUAGACCCUGUAUUAAGCUGUACUGUUAUUUAAGAUGUAAUAAAGCAGUUUGACACGA
Artibeus jamaicensis (Jamaican fruit-eating bat) is the source of this 3039-nucleotide messenger RNA. It is a transcript of the gene GNB1, whose product is annotated as G protein subunit beta 1. Gene Ontology annotation, molecular function: protein binding; signaling receptor complex adaptor activity. The coding region runs from base 429 to 1451 and encodes 340 amino acids. The transcript is spliced from 12 exons. Gene Ontology annotation, biological process: G protein-coupled receptor signaling pathway. The record is from RefSeq and is a predicted model, not a curated record. NCBI's taxonomy places the organism in Eukaryota, Metazoa, Chordata, Mammalia, Chiroptera, Phyllostomidae. Gene Ontology annotation, cellular component: heterotrimeric G-protein complex; cytoplasm.